CGUUAAUAAUUCAAGGGGAACAACCCGCUCGUGGAACCGGGAACCGAGCCAUGACAAGUACCGGUAAGAUUGCGAAAGUAGUAGAUAUUCCUGAUUCCAAAGUUGUAAGUCACGUCAUUUCACAAUAUUUUUGGAUCAUGCAAAAAUUCAAGAAUUUAAUAGUUAUGAUUCGCAUUCGAAAAUACGGAAUUACUUUUGAUGAAACGUGA
Molecule: messenger RNA, 209 nt
Organism: Racocetra persica
Lineage: Eukaryota; Fungi; Glomeromycota; Glomeromycetes; Diversisporales; Gigasporaceae
Source: the annotation of a GenBank genome assembly